Messenger RNA from Papaver somniferum (opium poppy), 943 nucleotides. Its product is annotated as secoisolariciresinol dehydrogenase-like. Gene Ontology annotation, molecular function: oxidoreductase activity, acting on the CH-OH group of donors, NAD or NADP as acceptor. NCBI's taxonomy places the organism in Eukaryota, Viridiplantae, Streptophyta, Magnoliopsida, Ranunculales, Papaveraceae. The record is from RefSeq and is a predicted model, not a curated record. The coding region runs from base 26 to 868 and encodes 280 amino acids. The transcript has 2 exons.
UGCUCGUAGUUGUUGCAUUCAAGAGAUGAGUAAUCCUAGUUCCUCACCGGUAGCUCCCAUCUCCAAGAGGUUACAAGGUAAAGUUGCAAUCAUAACAGGUGGUGCAAGUGGUAUUGGAGAGUGCACGGCCAAAUUGUUCGUGCUUCACGGAGCUAAAGUCAUCAUUGCUGAUAUUCAAGACGAUUUGGGAAAGUCUGUCUGUAAAGAUGUAAUGGAUUCUACCGGAGGAACCAUGUCUUAUGUUCACUGCGAUGUAUCAAAAGAAAAGGAUGUGGAAAAUCUAAUCGACAUAACCAUGAAGAAGUACGGAAAGCUUGACAUAAUGUUCAAUAAUGCUGGAAUCACCGGAGACCUAGACAGAUCAAUUUUGAGUGGUAAAUUCGAAAAUUACAAGCGAGUUUUUGAUGUAAAUGCACUUGGUUCUGUCUUGGGAGCUAAACAUGCUGCUAGAGUUAUGAUUCCAGCCAAGAAAGGAAGCAUAUUGUUCACUUCUAGUGUUGCUUCUGUAGUUGCUGGUGAGACUCCGCAUGCUUAUGCCAUGUCCAAACAUGCAAUUGUGGGAUUAACAAAGAAUCUGUGUGUGGAAUUGGGGCAGUAUGGAAUUAGAGUCAAUUGUAUAUCUCCUUAUGGAGUUGUCUCGCCAAUGUUUACUGGUGCAACUGGUGUGGAGGCAAGUAAGCUAGAGGAGAUAGUUUAUAAGUCUGCAAACUUGAAAGAAACGGUAGUCAGGGCCGACGACAUAGCGGAGGCAGCAGUGUAUCUGGCUAGCGAUGAAUCUAAAUAUGUAAGUGGGAUUAAUCUUGUUGUUGAUGGAGGUUAUAGUACAACCAAUCCUUCAUUUGUUAUGGCUAAAAAAAGCAGAAUAUGAGCAAUAGUACUAAAUGUGUAUUUGAUUACAUUCUGUUACCAAAUUAUCACACUUUAUAAAUAAAUUUAUGCCCCA